This is a messenger RNA of Oryzias latipes (Japanese medaka), 4464 nucleotides long. RefSeq names its product failed axon connections homolog, metaxin like GST domain containing b (gene faxcb). Gene Ontology annotation, cellular component: cytoplasm. The record is from RefSeq and is a predicted model, not a curated record. Lineage: Eukaryota; Metazoa; Chordata; Actinopteri; Beloniformes; Adrianichthyidae.
GUGGGUAAAGCAGAAUAGCAAAAAACUGUAGUGGCAAAAUGAUUAAAAAUAUAAGAUUUUCCAUUUACCUUUGAUAACGCAAAUAUGAAUACCUUGUUCUGGAAACACUAAAGUAAUUUUCUUAUUAUUCCUAAAAUAGAUGCAAAAGUUGAAGUUUCAAAAACAGUCAAUAAAUUGUUAAAGUGGCUAAAGUGAUUAGCUUAAAUAAGUGAUUUAAAGCAUUGACACAACAAGAGCAAUAAUAAAAAUAAGCAGGCACGGUAAAUUUAAUGUUGAUUUAUCAAAUGCAAACUGAAAUGCAUUUGAUCUGCAGCCCAACUUUUAUUUUGGAAUGCUUAGCCGGAAGUCACGAUGUUGCGGCUCGGUAUUUGUUGACAAUGUUUUCCUGAAGCUGCAGCAGCAGGCGCAGCUGAGUGCUGAGCUUCAUCCCGAAGAGGAAGAGGCAGUAUGUUAACUCCCUCCACUUUUCUGGGGGAACUGCCCUGAGCCUCCGCCUCCGCCUCCGCCAUCAUGCCGUAGAGAGUCUACCGGCGGUUCGGAUGCAGCUGUGGGCGGACCGCAGGAAGGAGGACGCGGGGCGGUGGUGGUGAGACUGAGCGCGGGUGGAAGGAUGCACUGGGCGGCUGGCUUCGCCUCCUCCCGGCCGUGUGUGGUGGAGCUGGGGCGGAAUCACAGCCUGCCGCUCGGGCUGUGCGGCUCCGAGCAGCAGCAAUCUUUGUAUGGAUACAUCAUCGCCUUUCCUCUGCAGGACUACGGAGGCAUCAUGUCGCUUCUGGGCUCGGACUCCUGGUGGAAGAAGACCCUGUACAUCACAGGGGGAGCCCUGCUGGCCGCCGCAGCCUACCUCCUGCACGAGCUGCUCGCUAUCAGGAAGGAGCAGGAGCUGGACUCUAAAGACGCCAUUAUCCUCCAUCAGUUCUCCAGACCAAAGAAUGGCGUUCCUAGCCUCUCGCCCUUCUGCCUGAAAAUAGAGACAUACCUGCGCAUGGCGGAUCUGCCUUAUCAGAACUACUUCGACGGGAGGCUGUCACCACAGGGAAAGAUGCCGUGGAUCGAGUACAACCACCAGCAGGUGUCCGGCUCCGAGUUCAUAGUGGAUUUUCUGGAGGAGAAGCUGGGGGUCAACCUGAACAAGAACCUAACCCCCCAGGAGAGAGCCGUGUCCAGAGCCGUCACGAAAAUGGUGGAGGAGCAUUUGUACUGGACAAUAGCCUACUGCCAGUGGGUGGACAACCUGGAGGAGACCCAGAAGCUGCUGUCCAUGAGCGGGCCUCUGAGCGACACACUGAAGUGGCUGCUGAGCCACCUGAACUGCAGCAUGGUGCGCAGAGAGAUGUAUGGCCACGGCAUUGGACGCUUCUCCAAGGAGGAGGUCUACAGGCUUAUGGAGAAGGACCUGAGGACACUGGCCACACUGCUGGGGGACAAGAAAUAUUUUAUGGGCUCCAAGAUUUCCACAUUGGAUGCUACGGUGUUUGGACAUCUGGCUCAGGCCAUGUGGACCCUGCCUGGGACCCCACCGGAGCAACUCAUCAAAGGAGAGCUGAUCAAUCUGGCCAUGUUCUGUGAGCGGAUGCGGAGGAGGUUCUGGCCCGAGUGGUUCGUGGAGGUGGAGGACAUGUACUACGAUGGAGAAAGCGAGAGCAGCAGCAGCACUCCCGCUGGUCUGCUGGACUUCGGCCUCUUCUCCAGGACUGACACGCUGGACGACAGUGAUGGCAGCAGCCACUCAGGGGGACACUCGCACACAGCCACCCCUGACUCCGACCAUUCCCUCUUUGACUCAGACAUGGGCACAGGGUCUGAAAAUGACAUUCCGCUAAAAGAGGAGUCUAUGCCGGAUCUGGAGGUUUGACUGAACAACAGGAGGGUCAACAGUCUUCUGUGUAGUUCCACAGAAUCUGGGUGGAAAAUCAUCUGGAGAAACUAUUGCAGCGUCUUCACCCGGCACUUUGCAAGUCCCUGGGUUUUUGUAUGCAGAGGAUGCAAACAGAACCUCAUCCUGCUGCACAUGCUGCUGUGUGGCUUGUCCCCUCCUGUACCGUCAGAACUGCCCCCGGCGCAGUUCCUCUUUGCCUUAUUUGUCCCGUCUUCAGAUCAGAAGUAGCUGUGGAAGGUGAACGCAAAGUAAAUGUCUGAUCUUGUGAGGAAAACGUAUCGAAGAAGAGAGAGUGUUGCAGGGAAAACAGGUGGCACUUCGCUUGUGAUGAAAUGAUGCAACUAAUCGCCACUCUGCCAGUGUCACUGCAACGCAAACACCCGUUCAAACAGGUGGAGGUUGAUCACGUGGCAUAAAAGGAACAGCUGUCGUGUCUCUGCUGUUUACCAUCCGUGCGCUGAAUAGCAAACACAGACAACACUGAGCGCCAGAUCGUGUCUCACAUGGAUCGUCAUGUCAUUUCUUAAUGCUGCUUUUGUGGGAGGAAAUUGUAUCCUAAAUGGGAAACGUCUCCAUCAGACUUCAACAAAACUUCACACGCAGGGCCGUCGACUAGCGAUGAGGGAAAAUGAGCAGAUUUGUGCCUGUUUCAUUACAGCCAUUACUUUUGUUUCUUUCCUGCAAGUAACUUUGCUUGCACCAAAUCUAUUGAGAUUUAAUUAUACCAGCACCUUCUUCUGUUAUUGAGGUGUAGUUCUUUAUUUUUUACCACAAGGUAGUGUUGGCAAUCAUCUUGUUUUCUCCAUUCUGUCAAAAAUAUCUAUUCUUGCAGGAAGACCUGCAUAGUUUAGUAGUCAUGUGACCUGUCAUUAGGUAUGUUGGUGUCAUGUGAGCGUGCAUGCAUACUUGUGUACCCAAACUGAGCGCAGCAUUAAACCAGCCUUAGUGCUCAGAUUUUUAUUUUUUUCUUAAAGUGGUAAAACCACCCUACAGUGAUUUUUGUUGUAAUAUGAUUUAUUAGUGCCAUGUAUUUAUUAAUUUGACUUUCUGUGUCAAAUAUGUUUCUUUGUUCAUAUUUGUUUUCUAAUUGCUCUCAAAGAGAGAAUAUGUUUUGCACUAGUGGAAAUUUAUUUUCACCUUUUUUCAGGGUGAGGAGUCUGCUGUGGAGCCACAGAACAGGCCAAAUGAGAGACGACUACAGAUGUACAGCAGGACAUGAAGUGUAUUCUUAAAGAUAAAGCCUGUGAGAGCACUGCGCAGCUUACAUGGAUGGUUAGUUGAAUGUUAUGGGUUGGAAUGCUCGUCAUGGUGGCAGGCGAUACAAAGGUCUUUGCAGACUGAGUCGGGGAUGCGUGUAAAAUUCUUGAGUCGAAACACAAACUGUCCCAUUUUGCUAGUGGUGCUCAGAAUGGAAAUGUGAUGGUUGGAACAAAUAUAGUACAUGCAAGAUAAAUAAAAUGUACAGAAUUUUCAGGGGCAGGUCAUGCUUAUUCCCAAUAUCUAAUUACUUAAUUUAUUCAUUUUGGAGCACUGAAAAACAAAACAUUGGAUUAGAUGAUUCUCAGUGCUAGAAUGAUGUGAGUGUCACAUGCAAAAAAGGAGCUAAAAAGUUGGACAAACUCUGGAUUUGAGUUUCCUUUUCCAAACAUAAUGCAUUUUUAUCCUUUUGUGCAUCCUUAGAGAUCACACUUUUAAUUUUAUUUGGUAUAUUUUACCUGGAUUAAGAUUAGCAAAUAAAAGAAGGAUCUAUAAAUCAACUAACAGCCCUUUUUUUUUUGCUUAUACCAACCUUUUCACCAAUUUUUAUGAAAAGCAACCCUAAGCAGUGUUAAAAAUACUAAAAUUUAAUAAACAGUUGCCACAGUUGAGCAGUUGCAGCAUAUUUUGGCCUCUUUUCUUGUAGUUUGUUUUCUUUUUAUACAGAUAUUUGCUGAGAAAGCCGGUCUGUUCACAAAUAAUUAAAGUAGUACAGACCAGUUUAGCAAUGAUUUGAGGAACUGAAUUACAGUAAAACCACAACAUUUCUUCCAGGAGAAGCUAUAUUCAUGAUUAAGUUUAAACAGAGGCCGAAUGUUGUUUACAGCAGCAACAUGUGCUGGUGGUGUAAUUUUUCCUUAUACUGCUUGGGUAACUGCAGUUUUCAACAUAACAAAAUUAUAAACAAGGAAACCAAAAGUCAAAUCCAUUUUUGAUGUACUUAGAUGACCAAAAACGAAGCGUCUGCUGAGAUGGAACUUUAGUUUUUUAUGUUGGCGCAUUUCAAAGACGCUGAAUGAAGCCCGAGUACAUGAGUCUGGUUUGGAUCCAGCAGUAACAGCUAUAACAGAACAUGUUCUUCCGUGUGUUUUGCGAUCUCACGCUGGUCCAACCCGCCGCAACCUGACUGACUUGCUUGUCAGUCAUCGUAUCUAGAAGCACCACAGCUAGACUGCUUUAAAAAAAAGCCAUAGUAUAAUGAGAUGUUUCUGGAACUUUGCAAAUAGUGGGGUGUAAAUAUACAGACUGACAGACCCGAAUAUAUGAAGUUUAAAAAGUGGAGUGACUUGAAAGUUUCAAUAAAGAACAUCAUUGACAGUUUUGAACAA